GUAGUGAAGCCAAGAGGAGGCACAGAAACCGAAAACACAUGCCAAGAGGAGUACUUAUCUCUUCUCACCGGUAUUAUCAAGAAAAAGAAUGAUGGCAUGGAGGGAUGCGUAGAGUUCAAAUGGAAAACUCUUGGAGAUGGUCGAAGAGCAGAGCUAUGUUUCACAAACCUUUGGAUGGAGAUGCUGACAGUGAUCCACAUGAUGGCUGCUUUGGCAUUGACUGAAGCUAACUCUCUCAUGAUUCCAAGGGCUUGCUCUGAUUCUAGCAAUAGCGUCCGUGUGGUCUCUAGUGAUUGCAGGAGAGAUGCGGUUGACUUGCUGCUCAAGGCGUCUGGAUACUUGGAGUUCUGUAUCCGAGAGAUAUUAACUCGCUUUCCUCCUGAUAUAAAGUGUAAAUUGCCAGAUGACAUGCAGGAGAGUGUUUUACAAACUCUCUCUAUCCAAGCACUUGGACAGGGAACUGAGAUUCAACUAGGAUUAGCAGUUGAUAGCAAGAAAGCAACACUCUCUGUGAAGAGGAGACUUGCCUGUGAGCAAGUCAUCUACUUCUCUCAGGCAUAUCAAUGCUUGUCUGGUUGUGAAGUAGUCAGCCAUGGAUGCGCCAAAAAGCUUCUCCGGUUUAUCUACUGGAAGUUUCUUGAAGCAAAGGCUGCGGCAUACUACUACCAUGGACUGGUAAUAGACAAAGGAAACGAGCCAGCUUGCCAUGUGAGCGCGGUGUGCUGUUUCCUUGCAGCUGCAGAGCUCCUAGCAGAAAGCAAGAAGGCUUGUUUCAGCUUCUGCUUAGCUCCUCCUGUCACCAGGGCUCCUCCUAUGUGGGGUGUUAUGAAGCAUUUGAGCCAGAAGAUUCCAGAAGUUGCUUUUAGGAAAUCUCAAACGUAUGGAUACUUGCUUGAAGAAGAAGAAAAGGCAAUGCGGUGUUUACCAGAGCUCCCAGACUUUCAAUUGUCAUUGAGACCAGAAGAGUUUGAGCUACCUGAGAUAGAAGCGGGCUCUUCUGAAGGAAACCAAACUCAUUUGCUUAGUGAACAUCUCGAAGACUACUCUGAUAAUCAUGAUGAUGAAGAUGAUGAUGAUGAACUUGAUCAUUGAG
This is a messenger RNA of Brassica oleracea var. oleracea, 1093 nucleotides long. RefSeq lists its product as uncharacterized. Lineage: Eukaryota; Viridiplantae; Streptophyta; Magnoliopsida; Brassicales; Brassicaceae. The transcript is spliced from 10 exons. The record is from RefSeq and is a predicted model, not a curated record. The annotation marks the transcript as partial.